Molecule: messenger RNA, 1452 nt
Organism: Globicephala melas (long-finned pilot whale)
Lineage: Eukaryota; Metazoa; Chordata; Mammalia; Artiodactyla; Delphinidae
Gene: RRM2
Product: ribonucleotide reductase regulatory subunit M2
Biological process (GO): deoxyribonucleotide biosynthetic process
Cellular component (GO): cytosol
Molecular function (GO): ribonucleoside-diphosphate reductase activity, thioredoxin disulfide as acceptor
Source: RefSeq, a predicted model, not a curated record
AUGCUCUCCGUCCGUGUCCCUCUCGCCACCAUCGCUGACCCGCAGCAGCAGCAUCCCCUCCAGCUCUCGCCCAUGAAGGGGCUCAGCCUGGCGGACAAGGAGAACACUCCCCCGUCCCUCAGCGGGACCCGCGUGCUGGCCAGCAAGACCGCGAGGAGGAUCUUCCAGGAGCCCGCCGAGCCAAACCCUAAGCUAUCUGCCCCCAGUGUGGAGGAGGAACCACUUCUGAAAGAAAACCCCCGCCGCUUUGUCAUCUUUCCUAUCAAAUACCAUGAUAUCUGGCAGAUGUAUAAGAAAGCUGAGGCUUCCUUUUGGACAGCUGAGGAGGUGGACCUUUCCAAGGACAUUCAGCACUGGGAAGCCCUGAAGCCUGAGGAGAGAUAUUUCAUUUCGCAUGUUCUGGCUUUCUUUGCAGCAAGUGAUGGCAUAGUAAAUGAAAACUUGGUGGAGCGGUUUAGCCAAGAAGUUCAGAUUACGGAAGCUCGUUGUUUCUAUGGCUUCCAAAUUGCCAUGGAAAACAUACAUUCUGAAAUGUAUAGUCUCCUCAUUGACACUUACAUUAAAGAUUCCAAAGAAAGGGAAUUUCUCUUCAACGCCAUUGAGACAAUGCCUUGUGUAAAGAAGAAGGCAGAUUGGGCCUUGUGCUGGAUUGGGGACAAAGAGGCUACGUAUGGAGAACGUGUCGUAGCCUUUGCUGCAGUGGAAGGAAUCUUCUUUUCUGGUUCUUUUGCAUCGAUAUUCUGGCUCAAAAAACGAGGACUGAUGCCCGGCCUCACAUUUUCCAAUGAACUUAUUAGCAGAGACGAGGGUUUACACUGUGACUUUGCCUGCCUGAUGUUCAAACACCUGCUACACAAACCUUCGGAGCAGAGAGUUAAGGAUAUCAUCGUCAAUGCAGUUAGGAUAGAACAGGAGUUCCUCACGGAGGCCCUGCCAGUGAAGCUCAUUGGAAUGAAUUGCACUUUGAUGAAGCAGUACAUCGAAUUCGUGGCAGACAGACUUAUGCUGGAGCUGGGUUUUAGCAAGGUUUUCAGAGUAGAAAAUCCAUUUGACUUUAUGGAGAAUAUUUCACUGGAAGGGAAGACUAACUUCUUUGAGAAGAGAGUAGGCGAGUAUCAGAGGAUGGGAGUGAUGUCCAGUCCGACAGAGAAUUCCUUUACCUUGGAUGCUGACUUCUAAGUGAACUGAAGAUGUGCUCUUAGUUUGCUGAUUUUUCUUCUUUUCCUUCUCAUCAAAAGAGAAGAAAAUCAGCUACUUGAACUGUAUUAACCAGCUACACCAUAAAUCGCCCAUAAAGUUCAUUAAUGGCAUGUUUAAAACUGUGUAGCUACCUCAAAAUCAAUCCUGUUAAUGCUAGUGGGGUCACCUAGAUUGAAAGCGUAGACAGAAGCUACUCGGAUUCUUACGAAAGAUCUUGUCCAUGUUUGGCGUUUGCAAGCAGGCUGGCUGUAC